Molecule: messenger RNA, 1623 nt
Organism: Didymodactylos carnosus
Lineage: Eukaryota; Metazoa; Rotifera; Eurotatoria; Philodinida; Philodinidae
Source: the annotation of a GenBank genome assembly
AUGGCAACCAAUGAUAAAAAACACGUAAUGUUAUCGUAUCAGUGGGAUAAUAAAGAAUUAGUAUUAGGGAUUUAUAAUUAUUUGAAAGCACAAAAUAUUCGUGUUUGGAUGGAUGUUCAAGGGGGAAUGAAGACACAUUUAGCCGAAAGCAUGGCUGAAGCAGUGGAAAAUGCUGCUGUUAUUUGCUGUUUCUUAACACCCAAAUAUCAAGAGUCUAAAAACUGUAAACUUGAACUCCAAUAUGCCGUUGGUCGAAAUGUUCCAGUUAUACCGUGUAUGAUGAGUGCCAGUUAUAAACCAUCAAAUUGGCUUGGUAUUACAUUAACUGAUCUUAUUUGGCUUAACUUUCGUCAGCUAUCAAAUGAUAAUAUGAAUUUGAAAGGGGCCGAGUUGAUCGAUCGAAUUCAUCUAUGUGUGGGCGAUAAGUUCGAUUCAUUAUUGGAUCAACAGAUUCCGGUCCAAAAAGAUGAUAAACCAAAACCAAGACUAAUAAAAUCAGCAACUAUUGGUGAGACAAAAAACAAUUCUGUAUCGAAGCGUCCGUCUUCAGCCGUACUCAAAUUAGCUACCCAGACCAUUCCAGAAGUACCUUUUAUUGAUUACAGCGUUGAUUACAGUACCAGAAUACCAAAACCAGUUCGUGAAGGACCAGAAAUACAUGUUGGUGAUCAUAAACUAACGAAAUAUAAAUGCGAAGGUGAUUCAAUUGUUCGUUUAAUACUUGGUAGUAAUGUACUGGUUACAUGUAAUCAAGAGUGGUUUAGUCAUGAUCAAAAGUUUACUAAUUUUCUUUUUAUACCGAAAAUAACAUUUUCAAAUACAAAUGCUAAACCAGUGUCUAUUACUGAAGUGAGAGGUGAAUAUGAAGAUCACGAUCAUUCAUGGAAAUUAUGUAAAGAUGUUAAAAUCGGUCCAACAACAAAUGAUGAUGAAUACAAAUGGAAUGGUGAUACAAUCGUUAAUUUAGGAGCAAAUAAAUUAAUCGGUUUUGCUGUUCGGUUAGAUAUUGAAGUAAAUGGUGAACCAGGCAUUGAUAACAUCCGACGAGCAAGAGCACACAAAAGUUUACCACAACCGUUGAAACUGAAAAUAAUAGUGGAAGAUACGGAUAAUAAAGAAUGUAGUUUAAUUGUUGAACAACAAAAUACACUGCUUGAAUUACCAACAAAAGAAAGUGCUAUAUCUGAUUGGACGGACAAAGAUGAUGGUGAAGGACUUCGAGAAAUAAUUGCAUUUGUUUAUGCCGAUGAUUGUGAAACAGAUCAGCGUACAUUUGUUUCUAUGUAUAUCGAUAACGAUGGAAACACAAAUAUUCGAUGUGGCCAAAGUGUCAGCAGUGGAACAACCUGGUAUUUGAAUAAUGAAAGGGUAGAAUCAUUACAAUCGGAGGCUAGAGAAAAGAAUGUUAAUGAAAUCUCUAUCGAAGAGCAAAACGGAAAUGUAUUAGCCCUGUUUGAUCCAGAAAACGAGUAUAGAAUGUACGCAAUACGAAUUGAAAUAACAACUGCAACAUCAAAAACCGUUCAAACGUUGUUAUUACCACCAGUGACGUCAGCAAAAUUGGAGAAUCUCCCUAAAGUUUUGCCCUUAGAUUCAGUCAAAUUACGACCAAUCCGCACAUGA